Pterocles gutturalis (yellow-throated sandgrouse) is the source of this 1228-nucleotide messenger RNA. RefSeq names its product eukaryotic translation initiation factor 3, subunit M (gene EIF3M). Gene Ontology annotation, molecular function: translation initiation factor activity. The record is from RefSeq and is a predicted model, not a curated record. Gene Ontology annotation, biological process: cytoplasmic translational initiation. The transcript is spliced from 10 exons. The annotation marks the transcript as partial. Lineage: Eukaryota; Metazoa; Chordata; Aves; Pterocliformes; Pteroclidae. Gene Ontology annotation, cellular component: cytoplasm; eukaryotic translation initiation factor 3 complex.
GCUGCAGAACUUCGAGCUUACCUGAAAUCCAAAGGAGCAGAAAUCUCGGAAGAAAACGCUGAAGGUGGACUUCAUGUAGACUUGGCACAGAUUAUUGAAGCUUGUGAUGUGUGCCUGAAAGAGGAUGACAAAGAUGUUGAGAGCGUAAUGAACAGUGUAGUCUCUUUGCUUCUUAUCCUGGAACCUGACAAACAAGAAGCACUGAUUGAAAGUCUGUGUGAGAAAUUAGUAAAAUUUCGGGAAGGAGAGCGCCCAUCUCUUAGAUUGCAGUUGCUGAGCAAUCUCUUCCAUGGUAUGGAUAAGAACACUCCUGUGAGGUACACAGUGUACUGCAGCCUUCUGAAAGUGGCCUCAUCGUGUGGUGCCAUCCAGUACAUUCCAACUGAACUAGAUCAGGUCCGAAAAUGGAUUUCUGACUGGAAUCUAGGCACAGAGAAAAAACAUACACUUCUGAGACUGCUGUAUGAUGUCCUAGUGGACUGCAAAAAAAGUGACACUGCAGCAAAAGUAAUGGUGGAACUAUUGGGAAGUUACACAGAGGACAAUGCUUCCCAGGCUAGAGUUGAUGCUCACAGAUGUAUUGUACGAGCAUUGAAGGACCCAAAUACCUUUCUCUUUGAUCAUCUUCUUGCCUUAAAACCAGUCAAAUUUUUGGAAGGAGAACUUAUUCAUGAUCUUUUGACAAUUUUUGUAAGUGCUAAACUAGCAUCCUAUGUCAAGUUUUAUCAGAACAACAAAGACUUCAUUGACUCCCUGGGCUUGUUGCACGAACACAAUAUGGCAAAAAUGAGGCUACUUACUUUCAUGGGGAUGGCGGUAGAGAAUAAAGAAAUAUCAUUUGACACAAUGCAACAGGAACUUCAGAUUGGAGCUGAUGAUGUAGAAGCAUUUGUUAUUGAUGCUGUAAAGACAAAGAUGGUAUACUGCAAAAUAGAUCAGACACAGAGGAAAGUAGUUGUCAGUCACAGCACACAUCGGACUUUUGGAAAGCAGCAAUGGCAGCAAUUGUAUGACACUCUAAACACCUGGAAACAAAAUUUGAAUCAAGUGAAAAACAGUCUCCUCAGUCUCUCAGACACCUAAACAAUUUUUUUUUAAUCUAGUAAUGUCACUAUAGAUUAAAUUUAUUCAAAACUCUGACAAUUUGUGAAUGUUUGCAAUUGGUUUAAAGAAGCUAAAUAUUCUAAAUUGCAACACAAAAAAAGGAAUAAAACUAACAUGGGAAAAU